UAUCUCCAUUCUUGACAACCCUGCGACUUUAACACAUAAAAUUAAACCCAGCAAAAGUUCCUCGCCUCACCUACACCCAGCACCACCGAAGAACUCAAGAAACAGCUCCGAUUAGAUAUGUCAAUGGUAUCUACAUAUUGCCCUCACUUCAGUGGGCUUCGCCGAUCAUCUCCCAACUUACACAAUGCACCAUGUCAAUCUUUCCUUCAACACUUCAGCUCUCAAGCCCGUCUCCCUUCUUCUCCCAAACCUUGCAGAGCUGUUAUUGCCAUGUCCGGCUCUGGGAAGUUCUUUGUUGGGGGUAACUGGAAAUGUAAUGGAACAAAAGACUCCACCACGAAGCUUGUUUCUGACCUGAACAGCGCAAAGUUGGAGAGUGAUGUUGAUGUUGUUGUGGCACCUCCCUUUGUCUAUCUUGAUCAGGUGACUUCUUCAUUAACUGAUCGGAUUGAGGUAUCUGCUCAGAACUCUUGGGUUGGAAAAGGUGGGGCUUUCACGGGAGAAAUCAGUGUGGAGCAACUGAAAGAUAUUGGCUGCAAAUGGGUCAUUCUUGGGCAUUCUGAACGCAGACAUGUUAUUGGUGAAGAUGAUCAGUUUAUAGGAAAGAAAGCUGCUUAUGCUCUAAAUGAGGGUCUUGGAGUGAUAGCUUGUAUCGGUGAACUAUUAGAAGAAAGAGAAGCAGGGAAAACUUUUGAUGUAUGCUUCCAGCAACUGAAGGCUUUUGCUGAUGUUGUACCCGGUUGGGACAAUAUAGUUAUUGCUUAUGAGCCAGUAUGGGCCAUUGGGACUGGUAAGGUUGCUACACCCCAGCAAGCUCAGGAGGUACAUGUAGCUGUCCGUGAUUGGCUUAAAAAGAAUGUUUCUGAGGAAGUGGCAUCUAAAACGCGUAUCAUAUAUGGAGGGUCCGUGAAUGGAAGCAACUGUGGUGAGCUUGCAAAAGAAGAAGAUAUUGAUGGAUUUCUUGUUGGUGGUGCUUCUUUGAAGGGGCCUGAGUUUGCUACAAUUGUCAACUCUGUAACAACCAAAAAGGUUGUUGCUUAAAUAUAUGUAAGGUGGAUUCUGGUAAAUGAAUAAAAGGACGAAGAGAAGCUGUUUCAGGUUGAAGCUUCAUGGUGAUGUAUGAGUUCCAGUGUUAUCCAGUGGGGUUUUGAUUGCUUAUUGAGUUCCUUUUCCCCAAAAUAACAGGAAAAAGUAUGUUGGUUCUCAUGUGCUAUAGUUCAAUUUCUUUAAACUGCUGUGGGAAAUAUAUAUAGCUAAUUCACUGAUAA
Molecule: messenger RNA, 1268 nt
Organism: Gossypium arboreum
Lineage: Eukaryota; Viridiplantae; Streptophyta; Magnoliopsida; Malvales; Malvaceae
Product: triosephosphate isomerase, chloroplastic-like
Exons: 9
Coding region: 118-1041 (307 amino acids)
Biological process (GO): glycolytic process; glycerol catabolic process; gluconeogenesis
Cellular component (GO): cytosol
Molecular function (GO): triose-phosphate isomerase activity
Source: RefSeq, a predicted model, not a curated record